AUGCACGAAGGUAUCCGUAGUAUCUGCAGGCAGGCUGCAGGAUUGCAAGCCGCCGCCAGGCACACGACGCAGGGAAGGGUAGGCCCCAGUGGGGGAUCCGCUUUACUGUACAGUACUGCACCGGUAGAGACAUCCAGACGGAAGAGGAUGUGUUUUGGUUGCCAGGAUGUUGGUGCAUGGGGAAUUUCGGAUUUGGGCAUCAAAUCAACCCAGAUCGACUCCCGCCCAUGUCCCUGUCUCUGUCUUGCCCACAAAACGGCCCGCCAACUGGCAGUUGUCUGCCACUGGCGAAGCCCUGGGCGGGAACUGCUUGCUGACCACCAUCGGGUGUAG
Pyricularia pennisetigena is the source of this 333-nucleotide messenger RNA. RefSeq lists its product as uncharacterized. The coding region runs from base 1 to 333 and encodes 110 amino acids. The record is from RefSeq and is a predicted model, not a curated record. NCBI's taxonomy places the organism in Eukaryota, Fungi, Ascomycota, Sordariomycetes, Magnaporthales, Pyriculariaceae. The transcript has 2 exons.